This is a messenger RNA of Carlito syrichta (Philippine tarsier), 756 nucleotides long. RefSeq names its product oncostatin M (gene OSM). Gene Ontology annotation, molecular function: oncostatin-M receptor binding; cytokine activity. The coding region runs from base 1 to 756 and encodes 251 amino acids. Gene Ontology annotation, cellular component: extracellular region. Gene Ontology annotation, biological process: oncostatin-M-mediated signaling pathway; immune response. The record is from RefSeq and is a predicted model, not a curated record. NCBI's taxonomy places the organism in Eukaryota, Metazoa, Chordata, Mammalia, Primates, Tarsiidae. The transcript is spliced from 3 exons.
AUGCGGGCACAGCUCACAAGGAGGACGCUGCUUGGCCUGGUCCUCGAACUCCUAUUCCCCAGCAUGGUGCUCGCGGGCAACUGCUCGGUAGACUACCCAGGGCUUCUCAAGCAACUCCGGAAGCAGGCGGAGUACAUGCAGGACACCAGCAGGCUCCUGGACCCCUUUAUGCGCAGCCAGGGCCUGGACAUGCAGGGACUGAGAGAGCACUGCACGGAGAGCCCCGCGGCCUUCCCCAGCGAGGGCGUGCUGCGGGGACUGGACAGGCAGGGCUUCCUGAGGAGCCUUAAUGCCUCGCUGGGCCGCGUCCUGCACACCCUGGCUGCCUUCCAGCUGCAGCUGCCUGCGGCCCCGGACCUGAAGCAGCCGCCCAGGCCGCAGCGGCACACCCAGGACUUGGAGACGCAGCGGGUGGCUCUGCUGUACCUCCACGGGCUCAGGAACAACAUCCACUGCAUGUCCCAGCUGCUCGGCAGCUCCUCGGACGCGGCAGAGCCCCCGCGGGCCGACCUGGCGGCCUCGCCGCCACCCACCCUCGCCCCGGAUGGCUUUUCGCUCAAAGUGCGGGCCUGCCGGACCCUGCGAGGGUUCCACGGCUUCAUGCACUCGGUGCGGCGGGUCUUGGGCCAGUGGAACGAGAGCCUCAGCCGGAGACGGAGACACAGCCCCCACCGGGCCCCGCGGAAAGGGGCCCCCAGGACCAGGCCUUCCGGGAGGGGCCGGAGACUCGUGCCCAGGCGGCAGCGGCCCCGGUAG